CCCUUUUGACGUCUGUUCCGAUGGUGGGCGUCACACUUUGUCAACAUUUUGCCCUUACUCGUCAUUAUCUCCCAUUUUCUAUCUACUCCGUAGGGUGGUGGUGGUGAUUAGUCUACGGACUUAAUAAUCUCCAGUGGCGUUUUCCGUCAACUCAAAGGUCGAGCCACUUGCAACUCACAGGACCUGAGCUGUCGACGCCUCGGCAAUAGGGGAGAUUUACUUAGCCUUAAGGCCGGCCAACAUAUUCCAGUGACUGGAACUCUUUGCUCUUUCUCUCUCUAUUCAUUCUUGACAUGCAUAUGCACACUCGACUGGGGCAUCAGCUGCCGAACUUGAUCCACAGCUCACCUAUUUCCAAGUCGAGUGCAUUUGCGAGCCACUGUCACCGUGCAAUGGCGACUCAAGUCCCCCACAAGUUCGAUAUUGGGACAAAGUUCAAGUUGAAUUCAGGCUAUGAGAUCCCGCUACUUGGCUAUGGCGUGUACCAAACCCCAGCGGAUGUGGCCGAGCAAGUGACACUGCAUGCGUUUCAGACGGGCUAUCGACACGUUGACUCGGCUCGGGCGUACCGCAACGAGCAGCCUGUUGCAGACGCCAUUCGGAACUCGGGCUUGAAACGCGAAGAUAUCUUUUUCACUAGCAAAGUCCCACCACGAAGCAUGGGCUACGAGGCCACGCAAAAGGCCAUCAAUUCCUCAUUCGUCCAGACCGGUCUCGACUACAUUGACCUCUAUCUGAUCCACGCCCCAUACGGCGGCAAGGAGGGUCGGCUCGGGAGCUGGAAGGCGCUGGUUGAGGCCCAAAAGGCCGGUAAGAUACGAUCAAUUGGCGUGUCCAAUUACGGCGUACAUCACUUAGACGAGCUCGAGGCGUAUAUCAACUCAGCAGGCGACGAUGGAAGCAAGAUCGACGUCGGUCAGUGGGAGAUUCAUCCCUGGCUACCACGUGACGAUAUCGUUGAGUGGUCCCGCAAGAGAGGCGUCGCCAUCGAAGCAUACUGCCCUAUCGUUCGCGGUGAACGAGCCGGUGAGGAGGUCCUACAGGAGCUAGGAAAGAAACAUGGCAAGACCUGGGCCCAGGUCUUGCUGAGGUGGAGCUUACAGAAGGGCUUUGUUCCCUUACCUAAGAGCGUCACUCCUGAGCGUAUCGAGCAGAAUGCAGAUAUCUACGAUUUCGAACUCGACGCGGACGACAUGAAAGCCCUUGACUUCCCCAACUCUUACGCCCCUUGCAGUUGGGAUCCGACCACGAGUCAUGAUUAGGGGCAUAUGCUGGAUGAAGUUGGUCACAUGUAAAAUAUAUCGUGGAAUAGACUCAAAGAGUCUUUCUUGUCGUUUAUGGUGUACGGUCCGCAGAGGUUAGGGUUAGACCACUGGUAUGUCUGAAGCGAAAGGCUUGUUAUGGAGAAAUAUAGGUAAAGACACUCUACUCUAGGCUGGCCUACAGCAGUCUUAUCCAAAUAUGUCAUUAUAAUCAAUGAAUU
This is a messenger RNA of Exophiala mesophila, 1483 nucleotides long. RefSeq lists its product as uncharacterized. The transcript has a single exon. The record is from RefSeq and is a predicted model, not a curated record. The coding region runs from base 294 to 1262 and encodes 322 amino acids. Gene Ontology annotation, molecular function: oxidoreductase activity. NCBI's taxonomy places the organism in Eukaryota, Fungi, Ascomycota, Eurotiomycetes, Chaetothyriales, Herpotrichiellaceae.